AAAAGUACAAGGAAAAGUACAAGGAAAAGUACAAGGAAAAAGCAAUAAAGGAAAACAUAAGGAGUGAUGGGGAAAAAACCCAGUAAGAAAUGGACUAGCGUGUCCAUUAACGAGAUAGUUUUCACUGGCACCAGACACAGAGAAAUUAAGGGAGAAGGAUGUCAGAUCACGUGUUCUACCCCAAUGGCCCAAAACACUAAAGUUUUGGUGAAGGUAGAGGUAAAAAUCUUGUUUUAAUCAUUGUAGUUCGAUAUAGUACCCUUAGACGUUAUUAAAGCAAAGGCAAUGUUUGGGGAUUGUAUAUUCUCUGAUACAUGGAGUUAAUCUCUUGCUAGAGAUAAGAUAUAUUGGAAUGCUGGCGGACAGAAAGCUCUUUAUUUGAUCAUUGAGAGGGCUCGAAUUGGAAUCGCAAUAUAAAUGUUUGAGAGGCAACUUCAGCACAGUUUCUUUGCUUGGCACUGACAUGUAGUUCGUCCGUCGUGAUACGAUAAUAACAAAUUAUGUCAUCCAGCGGGAUGAGGGCCUUCCGCUUCGGUUUUCAGCUUCCUCGUAUGUCUGGUGAGACCUAUGCGAGCCCGUAAUGUUUGCCUGCACAUAGGGUAGGUUAUUCCAGCUGAAGCGAGUGUCAGUUGCCUUGAUGUUGUUUUUUCUGUAGCGCUUUUCUUGUCGACAUGUUUUACUAACAAGCAAAUAUUAAUUCUUUAGUAUUCACGGAAAUGGCAAAACAUGUCGAGUUAUGUCGCCUUACAUAAUUGUGCACGUUUUUUUCUUACAUAUAUAUAUUCUUUUAUUUGUUUUUUUUAAGAAAAAUUAUCGCUCAUUAAGUUGCAUAAAUGAUGUACUGUCGUUUAAAAAAAUAUAUAUGUUUAAUGUUUUUUUGUUUUUUGGUUUAACUUAAAGCAAAAAAACAAAAGUGCUGGCCAUAGAUUCAACGACCGUAUUCCCGGAUGUAGCACGAUUUAUCAUUUACUACAAACUGAAAUGUCGAGUGCUAUUCUUUAACAUACUUCAACAAAUCUUCGGUGCAGAAAAGUGUAUUAUAUUCUCUCAUUAUUAGCCCUCAGACUUGAUAUUCUACAUCAAUGCGUAGUUUCAAUAUACAUUGUGUUUUGUACUUUUAAAUUUGUAUCUGAACAUAAGAUACAUUUGACAGCAGAAAAAUAGCAAUGAAGCCUUUGUCCAGCGUAUGUUAUAUGACUUACUUGGCCUGCAUAGUCAUAGAAUUUACUGGAGGUGCCGUUCUAUUAGAGAUGAAUACGAUUUCUUCUGGUUUAGUUAAAAUAAACACUAAGAACCGCGACUGGACCAGGUUUUAUGAAUGUAUGAGAAAUACAUUAACAAGUCUCUGCACACUCCACCUAAACGAAACCGGACCUUCAGGAAAUUAUCGAGAAUUUCAAUCAAAUGGUGUAGGAUGUGAAACGACUGUAACUGAUUUUCUAAUUCCUCCUACUUUUGAAUGUGAUUUCCAAGAGAAAUGUGAAGAUAUUACAGAUAAAUGUUCCAGUAUUGUCUGUUUAAGACCAAAAAAUAAGUGCACUUUAAUGCCUGGCUGUAACGGAGUAUUUAACAUACAAUGGAAACAUGAGUCAGAUUACUUACGUAGUUCAACACUGUCUUAUGUCUGUGAAGAAACUGUGGAUAGAAAAUGUUUUGUACAUUGUUAUCAGCAAGCAGCUACCAAGCUUACGUUCUCACAAUGUAACUCACCGUACCCGUCUACCACGCCUACGAUCUCAAAAAAUAACUCAAACUACCAGUCUACCACGCCUACGAUCUCAAAAAGUAACUCACCGUACCCGUCUACCACGCCUACGAUCUCAAAAAAUAACUCAAACUACCAGUCUACCACGCCUACGAUCUCAAAAAAUAACUCAUCAUACCCGUCUAGCAGGCCUAAGUUCUCAAAUAAAACCUCAAGGUACCGGUCCAGUAGGGCUACUUCCUCAACAGCUAAAUCAUCGCUCAGCAAGUCAAUUAACACCACUGCCACAGUACAUGACGAUAAAAAACAUAAAAGAGAUAAUGGAAAAAACAAAGAAGACAAACUAAGUACCGAAACAAUACUUAUCGCUGUCGUGAUUUGUCUCAUUGUUAUCGCUAUACUUGUGAUUCUGUGUUUUCUUAGCAAGAAUGUGAGACAAAAAAUGGGAAGAAGGUUUUCAUGCUUUACCGAUAGAACAGCGAGUCAUUGCAGCAGUGGCAAUGCAAAGAGCAACACGACUCAAGGGAAUACCAAUGUAUCUUACACUGCUGAAAACAUCUGUUUUGAUGGGGACACUCAUGUAUACGAUGACUGUUCACUGACAGAAGACUUUCCAUCCUGGAAAAUAUGUGCAAGCUCUACAGCUCAAACUGAGCAUGCCAAGUUGAAGAAGGCAGCAUCCGAUAAUGCAAACAAAGAUAUCAAUGAACCAGACACGACAGAGUACAACAGACUCCGAGACCAGCUGAGGAUAGAUGCAGUUGAUUACAAUUGUCACUUUUCAGACAUAAGCUUGAUCUCGCCAAGAAGCUCUGAUAUGUCCAAACUAAACAAUUCUGAUUAUACAUUGGCCAAAGAUGCUCAAACGUUGGGAAAAGAUACUUUGACUACAAGUCCUUAUUUUUUGGUUGAACUAGUUGAGCCUUCAAAUGAACCAAAUUUUAGAUUUAACCAAACAGAUUUAGCUCAAAACAUUUUGCUCCAACAAAUCGAAAUGAUUACAGUUUUUUAAAGUUCUGGAUAUAUUUUAAGAUUGGAAAUAAGAAAAAAAGCACUGACUUAGUAACAUUUGUGGUCUAGAAUUGAAUGUAACAAUAACUAAAGAACUUAUAAUAGAUCGAACUGCAUAUAAAGACUUCAUCGGUACAGCAAGUGAAGUCAUAUAAAUAUCUAGGCGUUAUCAUUGAUAACAAGCUCUCACUGGAAGACCACCUUAGAACUCUGGCAAAGAAAACAGACCAACGACUAUUUUUUCCUAUACAAACUCAAUAGCUUUAAACUAAGUAUGAAGAUCCUAGAUAUUUUUUUUACGUCGCGACUAUGCAAUAUCUGCUAACAUACGGAAUAACUUGUUGGCAAGGCAACCUUUCUUUCUUCUAAACUGUUGCGCCGCCUAGAAAACAUGAUAAAAAGGUCAUAAAAUAUCACAGGCACAACAUCUUCAUAUUUAAAUGAACUUUUUGAACAAAAAUGUCUAAGAAAAAUCGGAAAAAAAUCUUGGAAGCCAACAGCCACCCUCUCCAUCAUGACUACGUGAAGUGGUCGUGAAGACAAGAACAGAGUGGUACAAAUACUCGCUCGUACCUUACUUUCUACAGACUAUAUCAACGCCACUCGUUGAUCAGGAAACAUGAAAAGGACCAAGAUGCCAGUGUCUAGUCGCUGAAUGAACUCUUUAUGUUGUGUUUGUUCUGUAUAUGCGUAUGUUUCUGUUAUUUUGUCUUUCUAUGAGAAAAGAGUCCAGGAAAACGAGUGACUUAGCAGAACUUAAGUCAUUCGUUAACUGCAUCACUAGAUGCAUGGCGCGUAGGACGUAAUCAUAUUCUUUUUUGAAGUAACGUCUGUAUUAUAUAAGAUACUAGACAUAUGUUACCCGCGACCCGCGGGUCUUUAUUUGCGCAUUACUGUCGAUAUAGUCACUGAGAGUGUUUUGUAAACAAUUAAACGAAAUAAUAAUGUAAUAAGUAAAGCGAAUGUGUCAAUGUAAAAAUAGUGUGAAUGAAGCUAUCAAAUCAGAAUAGCUAAUAGGCUUAAAUCCAUUUGUUCAAAUUAAAACAUUUGCUUGUAGGCCUACAUAUAUUUGAUUAAAAUUUGAGAUGAAUAGACUUCAUUUUGUAUGUUCAUGUGUUACAGUAUAAAGUAGAUCUUGAGGUAGACAUAGAUCUAGAUCUAGACUAAUCUAGAGUUAAAAAUUGGCUUCUAUAGAGUUCAUUCUGUGUUGCGCAUGCCUGACCUUUUUUCAUGAAUGAAUAUAGGCCUAUCUCAACACAGAUACGCAGCUUUAGCGAACAGCGAACGAAUGUAUUAAAAAUGCUUUAGAAAAACAAAUUUGAAUGUUAAUUUGAAUAAAAUAUGAAAUGAAUGGCCAAUAAUUAGUAUGUUUAUGUGUUAAAGCAUAAAACUAUCUUUGCGAAAAGAAGUUUUAUCAUCUUAGAGUUCAAUAAGAGUUUUAGACCUAGGCCUAGGAAUAGACUCAGUAGAGAGAUGUGUUAAUAACUUAAUGUGUAACCAUUUGGUAAUAGUAAUGUCUAAUGAAAGAAUGUUCGCCAGGAAAUCUGUAGUCACAGAUAUCAGGUACUAAUUUAUGUAAAAAAUGCUUUUGAAUAAUCUAGUGGAUUGGAUUUAGAUGAAUGUUAAACGUAGCUAAUGAUCCUUUCACGUUAUUUCUCUUUCGCUACGAAAAUAAAAUUAGUUUUGCGAAAAUGGGUUUACCCGAAGUCGAUACAUUCUUAUCUAUUAAAAGCGAAAAGAGCGAUAGCUUUGUUAAAUGAAUGGGAUUAUAAAGUGAACAAUUAAACGAAAUAAUAUUUAGUACGCGAUUCAUGAAUGAAUAUAGAUCUAGGCCUAUCUCAACUCGGCUUCGCAGCUUUCGUAGAUGAAUGUAGCUUUAGAAAACCAAAUUUGAAUGUUUAUUUGAUCAAAAUAUGAAAUGAAUGGACUUUAAUUAAUAUGUUUAUGUGUUAAAGUAUAAAACUAUCUGUGCGAAGAGAAGUUUUAUCAUCUUAGAGUUGAAUUAGAGUUUUAGAUCUAGGGAUGGGAUUAUAAA
Biomphalaria glabrata is the source of this 4751-nucleotide messenger RNA. Its product is annotated as probable serine/threonine-protein kinase nek3. The coding region runs from base 1167 to 2717 and encodes 516 amino acids. The transcript has 3 exons. Lineage: Eukaryota; Metazoa; Mollusca; Gastropoda; Planorbidae. The record is from RefSeq and is a predicted model, not a curated record. Gene Ontology annotation, cellular component: membrane.